Molecule: messenger RNA, 2509 nt
Organism: Girardinichthys multiradiatus
Lineage: Eukaryota; Metazoa; Chordata; Actinopteri; Cyprinodontiformes; Goodeidae
Gene: mat1a
Product: methionine adenosyltransferase I, alpha
Exons: 10
Coding region: 175-1338 (387 amino acids)
Biological process (GO): S-adenosylmethionine biosynthetic process
Cellular component (GO): cytosol
Molecular function (GO): methionine adenosyltransferase activity; ATP binding
Source: RefSeq, a predicted model, not a curated record
AUGUGGACCCAGACGUGGAGUUUUGCCGGACAGACUUUCUUUUGGCUGCAGGGCUCGUGACUUCCAGCUCCUCCUUACUGUGGUGUAGAGAAGCAGCAGGAUUUUAAAGCUGUCUUCAGGUCUCUCUAGUGGAAAUUAAGGAACCUUGCAGAGUAACAGUUCCUGCAGGAAACAAUGAGCGAUAUACUGGAAGAUGGUUCUUUCAUGUUCACCUCAGAAUCAGUGGGAGAGGGACAUCCAGAUAAGAUUUGUGACCAGAUCAGUGAUGCUGUCCUGGACGCACAUCUGAAGCAUGACCCAGAUGCUAAAGUGGCCUGUGAAACUGUUUGUAAGACCGGCAUGGUGCUUCUUUGUGGUGAGAUCACAUCCCGGGCAAACGUGGACUAUCAGAAGGUGGUGAGGGAUACCAUCAAACAUAUUGGGUACGACGACUCUGAAAAAGGUUUUGACUAUAAGACGUGUAAUGUGCUAGUGGCUCUGGAGCAGCAGAGCCCAGACAUCGCCCAGGGGGUCCACAUUGACAGACAACAAGAGGACAUAGGAGCAGGAGACCAGGGUCUGAUGUUCGGCUAUGCCACAGAUGAAACAGAGGAGUGCAUGCCUCUUACCAUCGUCCUAGCUCAUAAGCUCAAUGCAAAGAUGGCUGAACUCAGACGCAACGGCACAGUGUUUUGGCUGCGCCCUGACUCUAAAACACAGGUGACGGUACAUUAUGACCAGAAGGAUGGAGCUGUGGUGCCUAAGAGAGUUCACACCAUCGUAAUUUCUGUCCAGCACGACGAUGGCGUCUCUCUGGAGGAGCAGCAGAGAAUCCUGAAAGAGAAGGUGAUAAAAGCUGUGGUUCCCGCUAAAUAUCUGGACGACAAAACCGUGUACCACCUCCAGCCAAGCGGCCGCUUCGUCAUCGGAGGACCACAGGGUGAUGCUGGUGUUACAGGCAGAAAGAUUAUUGUAGACACAUAUGGAGGCUGGGGAGCUCACGGCGGCGGGGCCUUCUCCGGCAAAGACUUCUCAAAAGUGGAUCGCUCUGCUGCUUAUGCUGCUCGCUGGGUGGCAAAGUCUUUGGUCAAAGCCAAACUGUGCAGGAGAGUCCUGGUUCAGGUGUCUUAUGCUAUUGGCGUGGCCCAUCCUCUGUCUAUCUCCUUGUUCACAUACGGCUCCUCCCAGAAAACAGAGUCAGAACUGCUCAAGAUAGUCAACAAGAACUUUGAUCUGCGCCCAGGAGUCAUAGUCAGGGAUCUGGAGCUGAAGAGGCCAAUCUACCAGCAGACGGCCGCGUAUGGCCACUUUGGACGACCAGAGUUUUCUUGGGAGGUACCUAAAGAGCUUGUCUAUUAAGAACUCCACCUUCCUUGUCCCGAUCAACCAUCUUGGAGAAUGAACAAGAUGCCUCUUUAUAGACUGCAACAUCCGACCCUUUUAGAUGCACAUUCAACCCAUUCAGACCAAAGAGCCUUUUAAAACCUGUGAAAACUGCAUGCUGACAGGACUGUAAUAAAUAGAAGCUUUUAUAGAAGCUUCACCUUCGACCUUUUAUGGUAUAUUAAUUUAUCUUAACUUGCCUGAUGUCUGAAUGGGUUACUAAAACUAAAGUUAGGAAAAAUAAAGCUGAGUUCAAGUUGUUUAAGGACAAUUCAAGUGCUAGGAGAUGCUUUCAUGGGAAGAGCUUUAAAAUGCAUGGGUGGUCCAAACCAGCUUCACAACAAACAAACUCUGAAGAUUUUUACUUCUUUACAACUACCUGAGAAAUAUUGUUUUUUAGUUGGCAGUUUACUGCAAUGAAACAACCAUAACUAUUAAUCUUAAAAGAAAACUUCAUGUGUAAAAAUGAAGUUUAAAAAUAACAUUGCAGUCUUAUAAUUGAUACCACCUUUUCCUUUGCUCAGUGUGUCCUUGGCUAUCAAAAGGUUACAGGGAAAUUGUUUCUAUUUCAACAAAAUCCACUCGGUGGGAUUAUCUACUGUAGAUCUCCAUUUUUCAUUUCUUCUGUGAGGGUAACUCAGUUGAGGAAACUACCAGAAAACAGAGCCUUGUGGCACACAGAACUGAAGCUAAAUCCUUUAGUGGACCAGCAAUGUCUGAAUUUAUUUCCAAACCUGACCUAAUCUGCUGUGUUGCAGAUGUGAAUUUCCCUUCAUUUUUACAGACUGCUCUCCUUUUUGCCUAUCUGCAUGUGUAAGUUUGCUGCAUAAUGAAUUAUCUUUGACUGUUUUCGGGUUCACUGCAACCCCAUGUCUGCGUCAUGGCUUUAAAUCUUUUGAUUUAGAGGAGAACAGGGAGGUUUAUUGGAAAAGGGCAUUCAGACAUUUUAAUUUUGAGUUGUCAUUUUUGUUUAAUGUAAUUUAACCCCUCUGAAGAGACUGUAGAGGCACUAAGUGUGUCUGUAUGUGUAUAUAAGAGGUUUUCCUCUAUUUUGAGGUGUUAACUAUCUGUCAUCUUCUGCUUGCUUUAUGGGCAGAGAAAAUUGACAAUGUAAAUAAUGAAACAAUAAAAUGAGUAAAGAUGUAAA